AUGAUGAUGUGUGAGAGCGAUAACGAAAGUGAGAACAAUUCGUCGGCUCACAUUUUUGUCUUUGAGCAACGCGCAUACAUUAAAAUCGAAACGAUUCGUGGUAAAACAGUGCUUGAAAUUCAUGCCACGUUAAAUGAAGUGUGUGGAACGGAUACUGUGGAUCGUAGUACGGUGCAAAGAUGGCAUCAGCGAUUCCGUGAUGGUCGUAUAANUAGUGUAACCGGGGAUUACUACAAAACAUUCCUUGCCAAAAAAUUGCGACCAGAAAUCCGUAAAAAGCGACCAGGAAUGUUACAAAAUGGUGUGUCCAUAUUGCACGAUAAUGCGCGGCCGCAUAUCGGAGUACCAGUCGUCGCUCUUUUGGAGAAAUAUGGAUGGGAACGCCUCAAACACCUACCGUAUUCGCCGGAUUUAAGUCCCCCGGACUUUGAUUUAUUUCCAAAACUGAAGGAACCACUUAGAGGAAUCCGUUUUCCCAACUUAGAUAUACUAAAUGAAGAAGUGAGCCGAAGGAUCCGUGAACUCAACAAAGAUGGCGUCCUAUGCGGCAUUCAAGCGCUCCCGAAACGAUGGCAAUCGUGUAUAGACAAGCAGGGAGAUUAUAUCGAAGGUCUAUAA
Cinara cedri is the source of this 618-nucleotide messenger RNA. Lineage: Eukaryota; Metazoa; Arthropoda; Insecta; Hemiptera; Aphididae. The record is from the annotation of a GenBank genome assembly.